CGCGGGCUGGGCAGGGUGGAGGUGGGGAGGAAGAGCUGCCGGAAGUAGGCUGCGGAGGUGGUGGUGGAGCUGGUGGCAGCUGCCAGGGAAACCGGGGCGCGGGACACACGGCCAGCAGACAGGCCGGCCGGAGGGUCAUUUCUGCGUCAGGCACCCAGGAGGCCCGAGGUCUUCCUUUGCCUCGGCUGAGGGUCCCUGGCCCUGCAGCCUCUCCUGGACGCGGGCCUGUCCCGAAGCCCGCCAGGGGGCGCCGCUCAGAGGGGCUGCGGAGUGGGGGGCCGGACGCCGCCGACCCGGGAAGGGGCGCCCGGCCACGCCGGAGAAGGCUCUUCCCGCUCAGGAGGUACCCCUGGGCAGGGCACUGGGAGUCCUCACCCCCGGACUGAGGCAGGGGUCUCUGGGGGCGAGGAGGGCGCGUCGCCCUCUGCCCCCGCCGGCACCCUGGCCAUGACAGGCAAGUCGGUGAAGGACGUGGAUCGGUACCAGGCUGUCCUGGCCAACCUGCUGCUGGAGGAGGAUAAUAAGUUUUGUGCGGACUGCCAGUCUAAAGGGCCACGAUGGGCCUCCUGGAACAUUGGUGUGUUCAUCUGCAUUCGAUGUGCUGGAAUCCACAGGAAUCUGGGGGUGCACAUAUCCAGGGUAAAAUCAGUUAACCUCGACCAGUGGACUCAAGAACAGAUUCAGUGCAUGCAAGAGAUGGGAAAUGGAAAGGCAAACCGACUUUAUGAAGCCUAUCUUCCUGAGACCUUUCGGCGGCCCCAGAUAGACCCAGCUGUUGAAGGAUUUAUUCGAGAUAAAUAUGAGAAGAAGAAGUACAUGGACCGAAGUCUGGACAUCAACGCCUUUAGGAAAGAAAAAGAUGACAAGUGGAAAAGAGGGAGUGAACCAGUUCCAGAAAAAAAAUUGGAACCUGUUGUUUUUGAGAAGGUGAAAAUGCCACAGAAAAAAGAAGACCCACAGCUACCUCGGAAAAGCUCCCCGAAAUCCACAGCACCUGUCAUGGAUUUGUUGGGCCUUGAUGCUCCUGUGGCCUGCUCCAUUGCAAAUAGUAAGACCAGCAAUACUCUAGAGAAGGAUUUAGAUCUGUUGGCCUCUGUUCCCUCCCCCUCUUCAGGUUCCAGAAAGGUUGUAGGUUCCAUGCCAACUGCAGGGAGUGCUGGCUCUGUUCCUGAAAACCUGAACCUGUUUCCAGAGCCAGGGAGCAAAUCAGAAGAAAUAGGCAAGAAACAGCUCUCUAAAGACUCCAUUCUUUCACUGUAUGGAUCCCAGACGCCUCAGAUGCCUACUCAAGCAAUGUUCAUGGCCCCUGCUCAGAUGGCAUAUCCCACAGCUUACCCCAGCUUUCCAGGGGUUACACCUCCUAACAGCAUAAUGGGGAGCAUGAUGCCCCCACCAGUAGGCAUGGUAGCUCAGCCAGGAGCUUCUGGGAUGGUUGCCCCCAUGGCCAUGCCUGCAGGAUAUAUGGGUGGCAUGCAGGCAUCAAUGAUGGGUGUGCCAAAUGGGAUGAUGACCACCCAGCAGGCUGGCUACAUGGCAGGCAUGGCAGCUAUGCCCCAGACUGUGUAUGGGGUCCAGCCAGCUCAGCAACUGCAGUGGAACCUUACUCAGAUGACCCAGCAGAUGGCUGGGAUGAACUUCUAUGGAGCCAACGGCAUGAUGAACUAUGGACAGUCAAUGAGUGGCGGAAAUGGACAGGCAGCAAAUCAGACUCUGAGUCCUCAGAUGUGGAAAUAAAAACAAACACCUGUAUGGCUGCCAGGCUGCCAUUCUCUUCAGCCCUCGCUCUCUCCUUUCCACAGCCUCCACCCCUGACCCCCAUCCUCUUUUCCUACCUCUCUCUUUGGUUUAGAAAUUGCUCAAUAAGUCAUUUGGGGUGUGGCGGUCUGCCCAGCCACUUCCCAAACAUGAAGACCUCUCUGUUGCUUUAUGUCGUACAUGCCCCAUAGCCAUCCCCUCGUCCUCCCCAGUCCUCUCCUGGCACCAGCAUCUUAGAAGUUGUUGGCAGAAGGCACUUAAACUGUGGGAGAAAUGUGCAUACCUUUGAGUACCUUCCCUCAAGGUUAAAGCUCCUAUCAGACUCUCAGAAGGGUCUGUAGGUGUUGUGUAUUAGCCAAAGAGGGGAAAGCUUAGAGGUGCUUCUAUAUGUGUUAAUAAGCUGUUUCUAAGUUUUUAAAUUUGAAGAGGAGACAUCAUGUUCUCAUGAUUUAUGGGAAUGAAGCAAGUACCGAAAUCAUAUUAAAUACUCCCUGGGUCCUGGGUCAGUUUGACCCUAGCCUUGGGGUGAGGCAAGCCCCCUCCUGUGAGGAUGAGCAAAAAUAUUACUCUCUUCGCCCUGAGUUGCUUUCCGGAUCUGGGCCUUCAGGACUUGCUGCUUCAGUCAGCCUUUAUUAGCACCAAAGACUUUGUGAGGAUCCCACACACACACACACACACACAUAUCCCUUCCCGCCUCCCACCUACCUUCAGUAGGAUCUGGCUCUGUGGCUGGAAGACCAAGCCUAUUGUGGGAAUGCAGAGCUUAACGUGUACUGCUUGUGUGUGCGUGUGUGUGUUUGUGUGCGUGUAUGAGUGUGUGUUCCGCCUCCCACCCUCUCCCCAUCUGCUGUGGGUAUUUUUGUUUUUGUUUAGUUUUAGGUUUACAACAGAGAGGAGUUAAUUUAUCAGCAGCCUAAAACUGUUGUGUUUUUCUUAUGGUUUAAAAAAAAAAAUGCCAUGUCAUUGAGAACUCCCUUUCUCCUUUCCCUUCUCCCAGUCUGCAGAUCACCCUCUCAUGCCUGUGUAUCCAGGGUGCUUCUGUCUCCCCACCUUUCCCAGGCGUAUGGGGCAGCGGGCCGGAACAGCGUUCCCCUCAGUCAUUGUUCACCCCACUUGAAAAUUCAGACAAGAAAACUUUGCUUACAAGAUUUCAUGUGUGGGAACCGCAGUUCCUGGCUGCCUUUCUCCUGUGUAUGUGUAAAUUCCUUAAUAAAUAUUGCAGGGAAGGAC
Saimiri boliviensis boliviensis (Bolivian squirrel monkey) is the source of this 2985-nucleotide messenger RNA. RefSeq names its product small ArfGAP2 (gene SMAP2). The record is from RefSeq and is a predicted model, not a curated record. Gene Ontology annotation, molecular function: GTPase activator activity. Gene Ontology annotation, cellular component: cytoplasm. NCBI's taxonomy places the organism in Eukaryota, Metazoa, Chordata, Mammalia, Primates, Cebidae.